AUGAAAGUCAGUUUAAAACUAUUUUUAUCUAUCUAUCUAUCUAUCUAUCUAUCUAUCUAUCUAUCUAUCUAUACUAUCUAUUUCAACCUAUUCAUAUCUAUCUAUCUAUCUAUCUAUCUAUCUAUCUAUCUAUCUAUCUAUCUUCAUCUCAAUCUUAUAAAACUAUCUAUCUUUGUUCAAAUCUAUCUAUCUAUCUAUCUAUCUAUCUAUCUAUCUAUGUUCAAAUUUAUCUAUAUUUUUUCUGCUCGUUAUCUAUCUAUCUAUCUAUCUAUCUAUCUAUCUAUCUAUCUAUAUUUCAUUCUGCUCGUUAUCUAUCUCAGUCUAUUCAUAUUUAUCUACCUUUCUCAAUAUAUUCAUAUCUGUCCAUCUAUCUCUCUAUCUAUCUCUAUGCGAGCACACAAACAUCUCGCAUACAUACAUACAUACAUACAUAUCAUCUAUCUAUCUAUCUAUCUAUCUAUCUAUCUAUCUAUCUAUCUCUCUCUCUCUCUAUAA
Molecule: messenger RNA, 495 nt
Organism: Acanthosepion pharaonis
Lineage: Eukaryota; Metazoa; Mollusca; Cephalopoda; Sepiida; Sepiidae
Source: the annotation of a GenBank genome assembly